This is a messenger RNA of Plasmodium coatneyi, 2172 nucleotides long. Its product is annotated as DNA repair metallo-beta-lactamase protein. Bases 1 to 2172 code for a protein of 723 amino acids. The record is from RefSeq and is a predicted model, not a curated record. Gene Ontology annotation, biological process: double-strand break repair via nonhomologous end joining; interstrand cross-link repair; protection from non-homologous end joining at telomere. The transcript has 2 exons. Lineage: Eukaryota; Apicomplexa; Aconoidasida; Haemosporida; Plasmodiidae. Gene Ontology annotation, molecular function: 5'-3' DNA exonuclease activity; damaged DNA binding.
AUGGUUGAGGAUAACAUACAUGUGAUUCAGAAUGACCCGCUCAUUAUCGUAGAUAAAUUCCCCUACACCAGGAAGAACGAAAGAGUCACAGAUCAUUACACCAACAUAAAUAAAUACUUCCACGAAAACGUCUUCUCGUCAACCAUAACGAAAAAGUUGUUAACAAACAUAAUUGGGGUAAAUGAAAAAUAUAUACACAAUUUAAAAAUUAAUAAAAAUUACCGUCUUUUCAAUUUCGAAAUAAUUUUUAUCGACGCAAAUCAUUGUCCUGGAUCUGUAAUUAUUUAUUUUGAAUUUGCAAAUGGAACAAAAAUCAUACACACAGGCGAUUUCCGCUAUUCCAAUGUUCAUACCUUUUUGAUAAAAAAAGUGCUAAAUUGUAAAAGGAAUGAAAAAGAUGGACAGCAAUACAAAUUGCAAACAUUGAUUCCUACAAACUCGGAGGAACAAGCGAACAAAGGGGAGUUGUCCACCGGGGUGAAGACGAGCUUCUCCUGGAAGGGCAAUCCGUAUAACAUCCAUUUUAGUAGUGAAAAUUUAAAUAUAUAUAAGGGAAAAACAUACAUUGUAAAUUUUGAAGAGUUUAGAAUAGCUUAUUUAAAAAAUGUGGAAGAUUUAAUUUGCGGACUUAAAUCUGAGGGGAAGGAAUUUUAUUUGUAUGAUUCCAUUGAAAAGGAAAAUUAUUUUAACUUUUUCAUUUACGUAGAUUUGUCUCUAUAUUUUAAUCAGAACGAAGUGGACAUUUUGCUUCUCCAUGAUGGGAAUAAAAGGCUAAACGAGGACGUGAUAAUUAACGAGGAAAACGUAAAGAACAUUCGCUUCGUCGCGAUCUCUGAUGGAGAAAAGUUAAAAGAUGAAACCAGUCCCAACGGAACCAACUCCUCAGUUUUGGUAAAAAGGGAGUUGCUUCACCAUUUGUGCGAUAGGAUAAAUGGAGAAAACGGAAAGGUAAAAAAGGAAGAGGACACCGACGUGAACGAGUCGCGAUUUACACAUGAGCAUAUCAUUGAAGAAGAGAAGACGGUGGUAAAAGCGAAAAAAGAAAGCGCUAGUGAUCUCAUCAAGCUGGAACAUCGUCCAGGUGGGCAAGAAAUAAAUGCUCCUUCUGACGUGAACGAAUCGGAAGAAGACUCAAAUUAUAUAAGGACCAUUUACCUGGACACAACUUAUGCCCUGUCGAAAAAUAAUUUGUUCGCGCCGCAGAUGUAUUUGAUUAAUUUUAUUAUUUAUAUAUGUAAGAGGAAAGUGAGAGAAGAUUCUGCCGUAUCGGUGGGCGUCGCGGUAAAGGCAGGGGAAAAACACAAGGCUAACCUUGCUAAAACGGGCAAACGAACCCGGGCGCAUAAAUAUAAGGACGAGGGAGGGGGAAGCAAAGUGGGUAAAACAAACAGCGAUGAAAAGAUCGAAACCAAUGGAGCGGGGGAUAGGGAUGAGAAGAACUUACAGGGGAAAGGAAACCGCCCCAAAAGAACCCUAUUCAUGUUUGGAACCUACAACCUGGGGAAGGAAAAAAUUUACCUAAGCGUAUCCGAGGCGUGCAACAUGAAAAUACACUUCAGGAAUGAAAAAAAAAAAACAAUAAUUCAGUCCUUCUUACACAAUAAAAGUAUGUUAAAAAGAAUAACAGACAAUAAGUUGGAAGCGCAGAUCCACAUAGUUGACAUAAAUUAUUCGUAUAUAUUCCCCAAAAUUGAAAAAAAUAAAUUUAAAAAUUUAAUAGACGAAGAAAUCGAAAAGGAAUUUGAUUCAUUCUAUUAUAUUAUCCCCACAGGAUGGGUGAAAAAAUAUUCCUUUUAUCAAAAAAAUGAAAUUUCCAUUUUUUUAAUCCCCUAUAGUGAACAUUCAAAUUUAUCAGAAUUGGAAAGUUUUGUAAAAUCUAUCAAGCCUUGUAAUAUAAUUCCUACUGUGUUUUAUAACCCGAAGGAAAAGACGAGGAUUCUGAACAUCUUCAACCCGUACCUGAACUUACAGCGGGAAGUGCUGAAUUUUUUAAAAAUAUCUGAUGAGCGUUGUUUGGUCAGGAAUAAAAAAAUAUCCAAAAGGGGCGAAAAGACAAAUCACACGCGGAAACAAAUUGUAGAGGCUAAUAUUGUGGGGGUAAAAAAUUCCAAUGGUAGCAGUCAACCCAAGUUGACGUCGUUUUUUCCGUUCAUAAAAAGGAAGAAACGGUGA